Coniosporium apollinis CBS 100218 is the source of this 2985-nucleotide messenger RNA. RefSeq lists its product as uncharacterized. Gene Ontology annotation, cellular component: membrane; intracellular membrane-bounded organelle; cytosol. The transcript is spliced from 2 exons. The record is from RefSeq and is a predicted model, not a curated record. Bases 1 to 2985 code for a protein of 994 amino acids. Gene Ontology annotation, molecular function: zinc ion binding; calcium ion binding. NCBI's taxonomy places the organism in Eukaryota, Fungi, Ascomycota, Dothideomycetes.
AUGAACAGGGAAGAUGCGGAGGUGCUCCUGGAGCAGGUGCAGGCGGAGUUUCUGGACCAAUGUCUGGAUGUCAAUGCUGUUGCCGGCGAUGCCAGCCGCGAUACUGUGGCUAUGUCGAGAUGGUUUGAGGAACGUGGAAUCCCGCAAGAGAGGAUUGUGGCCGCAUUUCAGAGGUUGGAGCACCGGCAGGCGACAAGGGGCUCCCCUUCGCAGGUUCAGCAAGCGGACGGCCACCAUGACAGGGCCGCUAGGGCAGCAGCAGCAGAGGCAGAGACCGAAGCUUCUUGGUCGCCUAGUGAGUCAACGGGCGUUGCCGGCGCAGAGAGCGAAGCUCUGAAUCUUCGCAGCCUACUAUUCCACAUUGCCGAAGACCAGGCGAGAAGAGAUGGCUACAUCCAUCGCGGUGUCACCUGCAACAGCUGUCACACGAAGCCGAUCCGUGGAGUACGCUGGAGGUGCGCAAAUUGCCUCGACUUCGACCUGUGCACAGAUUGCGAAGCCACCGAUCGCUUGCACCCAAAGACUCACAUCUUCUACAAAGUCAAGAUCCCGGCUCCAUAUCUUGGAAGUCCAAGGCAAGGUCAAGAGGUGCUAUAUCCUGGCAAACCGGAAAAGAUGCCUCAUCAAGCUCCGUGGAAUCUCAAGUCCGCUCUUUCAAAAGGACUCAACUACGACCUUUCUGAGUUUGACGCCUUGUGGGAUCAAUUUACUUGCCUCGCCAACGCUAAGUUCGAGCACGAUCCAAACCACAUCGGAUGGGCCAUAGAUCGGAGAGCAUUCGACAAAACGUUCGUGCCGCAUUACUCAACGCAUGCUCCUCCGCCCAACCUGAUUUACGACCGUCUCUUUGCGUUCUACGAUUCCGAUGGAAACGGUCUCAUAGGGUUCGAAGAGUUUAUGAGGGGCUUGGCGUGCGUGCACAGCAAGACGUCGGAGUCCCGCUUGAAAGAGGUGUUUAAUGGCUAUGACAUUGAUGCCGACGGUUUCGUCUCCAGAAAGGACUUUCUGCGAAUGUUCAGAGCUUAUUACGCAAUCACGAAAGACAUCACGCGAGACUUUAUUGCCGUGCAGGAAGAGGAACUUGCUGCUGCCGGGGCGCUCGACACGAUUAUGUCGGCUCAACCGCUCAGCUCAGCAUUUACGGACCACCCUAUCAUUCCAAGCCAGCAUGACAGUACUUGGAGCAAGAGGCCAGACGCAUUUGGUGACCUGCGACCUACAGAUGCAUCGGACACCGUUGUUCGCUCUGACGGAAAAGACGAGGGCGAUCGCGGAACGAUCAUCGCGAACGCUAAGCAAUAUCAUGAGGAUCACUCCAUUGGGGACGACGGUAACCCGGUUGGAUGGGCGCCGGAGCUCCGCCGCGACGUAGUAAGAGAGCGAUGGCGCAGACGUGAUUUCUACCUGGACGAGGCGGGAAAUCUCGACCGCUCUGACGAGUUGGAGCCAUUGGCUGACAAUGAAGACGUUGACCGGGACUCCGGCGUAGCAGAGCCGGCUAGCUCUGAUCUGCGCAGCGCUCUUACUCGGCGGCAAUCUAGUGGCUCCCAAACUGCGCUUUCAAGAUCAUCCUCGCGCGUCCGCUUCCAAGAUCACCUAGAGUUUGACAACAACUCCACUGUUUCGACAUCUUCGCGCCCUGUCGGAGAGCGGUGGGGUGGUUAUGAAAUCCCCCAACCAGAAAAGGACCUCGGUCGCGAGGUUUUGUAUCAAGUCACUCAGGAGGCUUUCAACGAGAUGCUAGAUCCGAUUUUCAAGGCGGCGGAAGACCUUGCGAUCGAAAUCGAGUCCACUAAGCAGGAACGUAAGCGAUGGGCAGAGCGCAUCGCUGAAAUUGCCAGGAAGCAACAGGUCGCGCAACGGCACUCGGAGGCGGCGGUCAAAGAUCCGCUUCUUGCCAUGGCAGCAGCUGCUGAGAAGGAUUUAUCCGAUGCACCACUUGGCACAGCUGGCCCAGCCCCUCCAGCUCUCAAUGGGAACGUCUCUGCUCAACAGUCAUCCGAGUCACAGCUAUCGGUCGACCGGUACCUUAAUGGGAGGACCACGAUGACAGGUUUGAUGCAAUCCGCCCACGCUCUGGCUGCUCAAGGCGUGGCGGACGCCGAAGACCAGACGAACGAGGACUCCUCAUUUCUCGGUCCCGAGAUACUGGAGAAGCCACUUGGGCAGCUCUUGGACGAGUUCGGCUGCACUGUGGCUGACGACCGCUCUGCUUCACCACGGCUGGACGAAACUACUUUGGUGCCUUCGUUCGUCUUAGAAGACCCUACAUGGGGCCCACCUCCACCUCCACAGGGUUUUUGGCCGUCUACACUGGACCGUGACCCGACUUUACCUCAAAACAUGCCCAGCGGCCUCCCCUUCAAACCGCACGGCGACCUCAGCGCCAACCACUGUAAGCCGUGGGAUUUCAACACUCCAGAGCUACCCAUCCGCAUACUCGAAUUCCCCACCACAGCCAGACACGCCCCUAUGGCGAUCCAGAACCGCAGCUACCAACGGAGCCUCAUGAAUCGUAUCCGGGCCCUUGCAGUUCUUGCUAACGUGGACGCGAUCACGUCCUCGCCUCUGACGAGCAGAGACCGUGAGAUAUGGCCAACUAAGCUCAGUGAGCAGGAUGUUUCGCGCCCGCAGGACUUGAUGCCCUACUUCUACCCCAUAAGUGCCGAGCAGCUCCGCUUCGUCUUUGAAACACUGGAUUUCCCCGGCCCGGCCGUUCAGGCGCUCCGCCGUGGAGUCGAAGGCGGCUAUGCCCAGUCGCUGGACCUUGAGAUCGCGGCAUUUCGCCGCCGGAACGUCCUCGAUACGCCACCGACCGAGGCGCGACUAAAGCGACUUGCCUUUCUUGACAAGGCGGAGGAGGAAAUCAAGAAACGGGGCGGCAGAGGCGGGAGGCUGAACUUCGAAGAAUUUGGGCACGCUGUCGAGGCCGCGGAUGGCCGUCUAGGGUUCGUGGAAAGCUGGCUGGACAUGGGUAGUUUCUAG